UCCUUCCUUCCUUCCUUCCUUCCUUCCUUCCUUUCUUCUUUCUAAGGUAUAUUCUGUCCAGUUUUCUUUUCUUCCUUCCUUCCUUCCUUCCUUCCUUCCUUCCUUCCUUCCUUCCUUCCUUCCUUCCUUCCUUCCUUCUUUCUAAGGUAUAUUCUGUGCAGUUUUCCUUUCCCUUCCUUCCUUCCUUCCUUCCUUCCUUCCUUCCUUCCUUCCUUCCUUCCUUCCUUCCUUCCUUCCUUCCUUCCUCCCUCCCUCCUUUGAUUCCAAGGUAUAUUCUGUCCAGUUUUCUUUCCUUCCUUCCUUCCUUCCUUCCUUCCUUCCUUCCUUCCUUCCUUCCUCCCUUCCUUCCUUCCUUCCUUCCUUCCUUCCUUCCUUCCUUCCUUCUUUCCAAGGUAUAUUCUGUCCAGUUUUCCCUUCCUUCUUUCUUUCUUUCCUGCCUUCCUUCCUUCCUUUAUCCUUUGUUUCCAAGGUAAAUUCUGUCCAGUUUUUCCUUCCUUCCUUCCUUAGUAUAUUCUCUCCAGUUUGAAACAUGGAGGGGAUGAAGGAGCGAAGCCUCUCUCUUUCUCUUCUUAGCAUCUUUUCCCUCUCUUCCCGCCUGGGCCACUCCUUCCUUCCUUCCUUCCUUCCUUCCUUCCUUCCUUCCUUCCUUCCUUCCUUCCUUCCUUCCUUCCUUCCUUCUUCCCAAAGUAUAUUCUGUCCAGUUUUUUCAAAAACAGGAGGCAAAUCGCAUCAGGGGAAAUCGUCACCCAACUUUCCUUCUUCUUUUUUUUUCUCCAAAGGAGGCUGAUUGAAUUAAAGGGCAAGGAGGCUUCUUGGAGGAAAGCGGGAGGGCGGGGAAGAGGGGCUGAAGCGAAGGGAAGGAGAGAGAAAAGGCUGGCUGGGGGACGUCAAUGGUGUGUAUUAAAUUCUAAUUAGAGAUGCAGGAAUCAGCCAGAGGGAAGUUGGACAGCUCGGCCUGCCUCUCCCUUCCUUUUCGCUCCCUCCCUCCCUCCCUCCUUUUCCCCUCCUCCCUCCCUCCCCCCCCCCCCCCAUUUGCCAGCCCAAUAGACUGAUGAGUUAUUGUCAUGUAAAAAGCGCCCGCGUUUCAAGACCCACCGCUUCGCUAUUGUCCAAGUGGAAAGAGCCAAGUUUAUUAUGAGGACUAUAUGCUCUAGAGACCUCGGGCCAGGCAGCUCAUAGGAGCCGGGUGGGUUGGUGUGUGUGCGUGCGUGUUUUUUUCUCCCUGUAUCAUAAAGCUCGGCUGGGCUGUUUGCAGGGAGGCCACUCAGUCUGGAAGCGAGAGCCGAGCUGCGCGCACCUCUCUCUCUCUUCCUCUCCGUCUCUGUGUGUGUGUCUCUGCCUGGCUUUCCCUUCGCCGGGCCCCUUGGAGCCUCCGCCAAUGUAUAAAAUGGAAUACUCCUACCUCAACUCCUCCGCCUACGAGUCCUGCAUGGCCGGCAUGGACACCUCCAGCCUGGCCUCGGCGUACGCGGACUUCAGCUCCUGCAGCCAAGCCGGCGGCUUCCAGUACAACCCCAUCCGGACCACUUUCGGGGCCACGUCGGGCUGCCCGUCCCUGGCGCCGGGCUCCUGCAGCCUGGGCAGCCUCCGCGACCACCAGAGCAGCCCCUACGCCGCAGUCCCCUACAAACUCUUCACCGACCACGGGGGUUUGAACGAGAAGCGGAAACAACGGCGGAUCCGGACCACUUUCACCAGCGCUCAGCUGAAAGAGUUGGAGCGGGUUUUCGCCGAGACGCACUAUCCAGACAUCUACACCCGGGAAGAGCUGGCUUUGAAGAUCGACCUCACCGAAGCCCGUGUCCAGGUCUGGUUCCAGAACCGGAGGGCGAAAUUCCGCAAGCAGGAGCGGGCGGCGGCGGCUGCGGCGGCGGCGGCCAAGAACGGCUCCUCGGGGAAGAAGGCGGACGCCUCCCGGGACGACGACGGCAAGGAGGCCAAGAGCACGGACCCGGACAGCACCGGCGGGCCCGGGCCCAACCCCAACCCGGCGCCCAGCUGCGGGGGAGGCAGCGGCGGCGUGGGGGGCGGGGGGCCGAGCCCGGCGGGGGGCCCGGACGUGGGCAAGGGCGCGGGGGCGGGGCCCGGGGGAGCGGCCCCGGGGCCGGGGGUGCAGGGCGGGGGCCUGGCGGGGCCGGGCCAGGGCUGGGCUCCCGGGCCGGGGCCCAUCGCCUCCAUCCCGGAUUCCUUAGGCGGGCCCUUCGCCAGCGUCCUCUCCUCGCUGCAGAGACCCAACGGCACCAAAGGCACCCUGGUCAAGAGCAGCAUGUUUUGAAGCGGCCGCGCCGAGGGGUGGGCGGGGCUUCUGAGAAGGGGAGGGGCCUCGGCAAAAGGGGCGGGGCCUCCGCUGGCCUCCUCGAGCAGUCACAGGGACCCCGCACGCGCUGCUCCUCUUCCUCUUCCGG
Molecule: messenger RNA, 2405 nt
Organism: Anolis carolinensis (green anole)
Lineage: Eukaryota; Metazoa; Chordata; Lepidosauria; Squamata; Anolidae
Gene: phox2b
Product: paired like homeobox 2B
Exons: 3
Coding region: 1379-2275 (298 amino acids)
Biological process (GO): enteric nervous system development; regulation of transcription by RNA polymerase II
Molecular function (GO): RNA polymerase II transcription regulatory region sequence-specific DNA binding; DNA-binding transcription factor activity, RNA polymerase II-specific
Source: RefSeq, a predicted model, not a curated record